Zygotorulaspora mrakii is the source of this 1518-nucleotide messenger RNA. RefSeq names its product putative cytochrome P450 (gene DIT2). The transcript has a single exon. The record is from RefSeq and is a predicted model, not a curated record. Gene Ontology annotation, molecular function: heme binding; oxidoreductase activity, acting on paired donors, with incorporation or reduction of molecular oxygen; monooxygenase activity. The coding region runs from base 1 to 1518 and encodes 505 amino acids. NCBI's taxonomy places the organism in Eukaryota, Fungi, Ascomycota, Saccharomycetes, Saccharomycetales, Saccharomycetaceae.
AUGGUGUCCCCGUUUUUAUUUGAAUCCAAAAUGAUGCAAAUUAUUCUGGUGGUGUUACUUAUUUUAUUCUUUUACUUAGCAUUUAGAAUAGUCGUGCCACCUUUGAACUUUCCGAGAACGAUUCCGACUAUACCUUUCUAUGUCAUAUUUUUACCCUCAAUCUUUGACAUCGACCAGGUGGAUCUAUUCAAUUUAUAUUUGAAAGAGCCUUUGAAGAAAUACGGUGCCGCCAAAAUAUUUUUUGGAUCCCGUUGGAAUAUAGUUGUAAGCAAACCUGAGUAUCUCGCACAGAUUUUUAAAGAUGAAGAAACCUUUGCUAAGAGUGGCAAUCAGAAAAAAAUUCCUUAUAGUGUGAUAGCUGCAUACACAGGAGAUAAUAUAAUUAGUGCUCAUGGGGAAGUCUGGAAAACGUAUAGAUCUAUUAUGGCCAAUGGAUUACAACAGUUCGAUGAGACACCAUUUUACCAUAACGCAAAGCUCUUUUGUGACAUCCUCCAAAAAAAAAUCGGAGACAAAGAUGAAGCGCUGAUUCCUAUAUCUGCUGAUAUUCAACGUCUGUGUCUUGACAACAUAUCUCAAGUCACUCUCGGAUUUGACUUCGGAGGUCUUCGUGAAGAGUAUAACCCUUUACUGGAGCAUCUUGUUAAUAUCAAGAAGCAAAUAUUUCAUCCUUUUUUCCUAACAUUCCCAUUCUUCGAUUCAUUUCCAAUUCCAGCAAGAAAGAAAGCAUUCAAAGAAGUUGAAUAUUUUCGUCAAGAACUUGUAUCUCACAUUCAACAGCAAUUGAUAAAAAAUUUUAAGUUUGAGCAGACUACGUUUGUUUCAAGUGAUUUGGUAAGAGCAUUCAAUAAUCAAACAAUAAAUUACAAACAGUUAACAGAUAAUUUAGUAAUCUUGCUCGUUGCCGGUCAUGAGAACCCUCAGCUACUAUUGACUACUUCACUCUACUUUUUAGGUAAGUACAAGGAUACAUGGCAACAUAAAAUUAGAAAUGAAAUUGAGAAUGUUUCGGAGCCAAAAACGUUGGGAGAGCUUCCAUUGCUUAACUCUUUCUUAUACGAAGCUACAAGAAUGUUACCGCCCUUGAACACUAUCAUUAAUCGCCGUACAUCUCGUUCUUGUCGCCUUGGGUCAGAUAUCAUAAUUCCGCAGAACACUUACGUUGGAUAUAAUAAUUUCGGAGCAGCUCAUGAAGCUAAAUCUUGGGGCACUGAAGCUGACAAGUUUCAUCCUGAGAGAUGGGGUGAUGACAUGGCCUCUAUAAGUAAAAAAUGGAAAAGUGCCAAAAGCACACAUGCUAUGUCAGCGUUCCAUGGUGGGCGUCGUGCAUGUUUGGGAGAAAAACUAGGAAUGGCGGAAAUGAGAAUAACAAUUGCUGAAAUGCUUAGAAACUUUGAAUGGUCACUGUCACCACACUGGAAAGAAAAAAUGACGCCUGCCGGUCCUCUAAGUCCUUUCAAGCUGGAACUGAAGUUGAAAAGACUCGAAUUCGGUUUAUCGAAAAAAGAGACUACAUAA